Pseudomyrmex gracilis is the source of this 2696-nucleotide messenger RNA. Its product is annotated as fatty acyl-CoA reductase 1-like. Bases 257 to 1732 code for a protein of 491 amino acids. Gene Ontology annotation, cellular component: peroxisome. NCBI's taxonomy places the organism in Eukaryota, Metazoa, Arthropoda, Insecta, Hymenoptera, Formicidae. The record is from RefSeq and is a predicted model, not a curated record. The transcript has 9 exons. Gene Ontology annotation, biological process: long-chain fatty-acyl-CoA metabolic process. Gene Ontology annotation, molecular function: alcohol-forming very long-chain fatty acyl-CoA reductase (NADP+) activity.
GCCGGAUCAGCAGCGGGGUAGUGCGAAACUUUCUCAGUUUCUGCUACGACUGGUUUGCCAUCACGACCGAGCACGAGCAAUUCCAAGCCGGAGGUGCGCCAGUAGAACACACUACACGGAACGGUCGUGAACAACGUGCGUGGACUCGAAUCUCAAACGUCGUCCGUGUCUCGUCCGACUGGUUUUUUCUUAUGAAGAGACAACAAGAAAGAGAAAAAAUAAUCAUAUUUUUGAAAAAUUAACUUCGCACAUCAUAAUGGAGCAAAUCAAAGUGGACGAUGUAGAACCGGACAGAGUGGCCGAAACCUUCGCCGGUCGUCGAAUACUGAUCACAGGAGGAACGGGAUUUUUAGGAAAAACUCUUAUUGAGAAGAUUCUGCGAUGCUUACCGGAGACAGCGCAAAUUUACAUGCUCAUCAGAACAAAAAAGAACAAGACUCCUAAACAUCGAGUGGAGGAAAUAUUCAAUUCUGCGAUUUUUGAUAAAGUUAAAAGUCAACGGGGAUUACCAGCGAUUAUGAAAACGGUAACGAUUGUGAGCGGAGACGUGACGUUGCCGGGACUCGGUUUAUCGCCGGAAGAUCGAAAGAUGCUCUGCGAGAAUGUCGAAAUUGUGUUUCACGCAGCAGCCACCGUCCGAUUUGACGAACUGUUGAAAAAAGCUGUGCUAUUAAACACACGCGGUACAAAACUGAUGAUAGAACUGGCCAAAGAAAUGAAGCAUCUACUUUUGUUUGUCUAUAUCAGCACUGCCUACUGUCAUCUCGAGGAAAAAGUGUUGAAAGAGAAGACGUAUCCUCCGCCCGCGGAUCCUCACGAGAUAAUCAAGUACGUCGAAUGGAUGGACGACAACGUGGUCGAAUCCAUGACAGACAAGAUUUUGGGCGACAUACCAAACACGUAUGCUUUCACAAAGGCUUUAUCAGAAAGUCUCGUCGAAGAAGCUAUGCCAUAUAUACCAGCGAUAAUUUUAAGACCGAGUGUAGUUAUUCCUGUUUGGAAAGAACCGCUUCCAGGUUGGACAGACAAUAUAAAUGGACCAGUUGGACUCUUAAUCGGAGCUGGAAAAGGAGUGAUUAGAACGAUGUAUUGCAACGAAAACGGUUACGCCGAUUACGUUCCCGUCGACAUCGCUGUCAAUGGCAUUCUCAUUACUGCGUGGAAUUACAUUUACUUCAAGGAUCACGAAAAACGAGUUUAUCAUCUGACAAGUAGUAGCGAGUUCAAGGUUUCCUGGGCAGAAAUAAUAGAACGCGGCCGAAGAAUAACAAAACGAGUACCUCUGAACGGAGUAGUGUGGUAUCCUGGUGGUAGUAUGAAGAAAUCGCGAAUUGCGCACAACAUUUGCUUCCUGCUGUUUCACAUGAUACCGGCAUACUUGAUCGACAUGCUUCUUUUCCUCGCAGGUUACAAACCGAUAAAUAAAAUGAACAAAACGGAAUACAAAAAGUAUCAAGUGCACGGCGAGGAUUUGGACAUAGAUGCGUAUUUCGAAGAUUGCAUCCGAGCCGCCAGAAUAUACAUUCUAAACGAACUACCGGAAACACUACCGGCCGCUCGCAGGCACUUGAGAAUUAUGUAUUGGGUGGAUGUAUUCGCAAAGAUCUUCUUCUUUCUGUUUGUUAUAUACGUGUUUGCGUCUUGGAGCGAAAGUUUUAAAGCAUUGCUCGUAUUCUGUGCGUCAACUUUUAUACAGACAGUGGGCAAGUCAAUUUCAUUUAAUUGCGAUUAAAGUCGCUCGCACGGGACCUGAAUCAAUCGCAUUACCGAAACAAUCGUUAAACAUAUUAUUGAUUUUUUCUAAAGAAAAAGACAAAUUUGUAAAAACAAAUACGUAAUAAUAUAUUUUAUAACGGUGCAGUGCAAUUGUAUGCACUAAAUAUGUGUAAACUAUGAAAAUAAAGGCAUUAAUACUUAAUUAAAUGUUGACUUUAAUUUAACAAAAUACGUCUCACACGGAUUCUCUCUCGACUGAGUCAUGACUUUCCGAUCUAUCAACUUUAGAUCUAAUGUCACCGACUUUUUCAGCGUCUUGCUGAUUGCCUCCAUUUUCGCACCUCCGUUCUAGCAUUAUAUCUAGUUGUAUUUUGACGUAUGAUUUGUAUUUUGGCGUAUGCAGCAACGUAAUAACGAUAGACGUUGCUGCAUACGCCAAAAAUUUGAAUUCUUUGAAUUUUACGCAACCAAUCAGCGGAAAUUCGAGAGUACAUACGUGUACGACACAAGAAAAAAAUGAACAGCAUAGAGUAGAAAAAAAAUUCCAAGAAAAGAAAUACCAAGUGCACGGGCGAAGAUAUGGACGCAGAUGCGUAUCUCAAAAAUGAGAUACGCAGCUGUCGAACCGUCCGAUUAUACGUUCUAAACGAACUACUGGAAACACUACCGACUACUCGUAUGCAUAUGAGAACGAAAGUUUCUAAAAUUCCAUUAUAAACAUGGUUUUUUUCAUGAAUCAGUCUGAUGUUUCGUGUUUUUCUCGAAGUAUGUAUUGGGUGGAUGUAUUCAGAAAGACCUUCUUUCUGUUUGUUUUAUACGUGAUUACGUCCUGGAGCGAAAGUUUUAAAACAUUGCUCAUAUUCUGUGCGUCAAUUUUAUGACAGUGACCACAUUUAUUUAUUAGGAUAGCGAGUAUAGUCGCUUGUACCGUUCGCAUUGAGCGAUUCUAUAAGUUUUAAACCGAUAAGAUUGGUUUCUCU